Penicillium nucicola is the source of this 2871-nucleotide messenger RNA. RefSeq names its product glycoside hydrolase family 35 protein. Bases 1 to 2871 code for a protein of 956 amino acids. Gene Ontology annotation, molecular function: beta-galactosidase activity. Gene Ontology annotation, cellular component: vacuole. The record is from RefSeq and is a predicted model, not a curated record. NCBI's taxonomy places the organism in Eukaryota, Fungi, Ascomycota, Eurotiomycetes, Eurotiales, Aspergillaceae. Gene Ontology annotation, biological process: carbohydrate metabolic process. The transcript is spliced from 5 exons.
AUGCUCUUCUCCGGAGAGUUCCAUCCCUUCCGCCUCCCAGUCCCAGGCCUCUGGCUUGAUAUAUUCCAGAAAAUCAAAAGCAUGGGCUUCACAGGAGUGUCAUUCUACACAGACUGGAGCCUCCUCGAAGGGAACCCGGGACAGGUCAUCACAGACGGAAUAUGGAGUCUGGAGGAGUUCUUCAAUGCUGCAACACAGACUGGCAUAUACCUCAUCGCUCGACCAGGACCUUACAUCAACGCGGAAACCACCGGUGGUGGGAUACCCGGAUGGGUUCUCCGACAGCAAGCAGUCAUCCGAUCUGAUGAGCCUGAAUAUCUCAAUGCGACAGAACGAUAUGUUUCCACCCUAGGUCAGAUUAUUGAACGCGCCCAGAUAACCCAUGGCGGACCGGUUAUCAUGGUUCAGCCCGAGAAUGAGUAUUCUACGUGGCCAGGUGUGACUGAUUUUCCGAGCGAGAUGAAUAGCGAGUAUAUGGCCUAUGUGGAAAGCCAACUACUUGAUUUGGGUAUUACUGUCCCUUUGAUUGUCAAUGAUAAUUUGGACCUGGGGUACUUCGCGCCGGGAUCGAGUGUGGGAGAGGUGGACAUUUACGGCAUUGACUCUUACCCCAUGCGUUAUGACUGCGCGCAUCCUACCGUUUGGCCAACCUAUAGGUUCCCUUAUAACUGGCAAGUUUUACAUGAACAAUAUAGUUCAACAACGCCUUUCGCUAUUGCUGAAUUCCAGGGUGGCUCUGGAGAAGGAUGGGGAGGAGUAGACCAAGACAUGUGUGGCCAGUUGGUGAACGAGGAGGCAGUUAGGGUGGUUUACAAGAACAACUACAGCUUCGGGGUGAAAAUUCUCAACAUUUAUAUGACCUUCGGUGGCACCAACUGGGGCAACCUGGGAUACAUGGGCGGCGAUACAUCCUACGAUUAUGGAGCUGCCAUCGCUGAAGACCGGACAGUUUUGCGCGAGAAAUACAGUGAACAGAAACUUGAAGCAAAUUUCCUCAAAGUAUCACCAGCUUAUUUGACAGCGACUUCCUAUUUGGGAGUCAACGGGUCUUAUGGUGCACCAGCUGAAAUCGCUGUGACUUCUCUCAUUGGCAAUGGAACACAAACGAACUUUUAUGUUGCUAGACAUGCUGACUUCACCUCCACUGAUAAAACUCAGUACACUCUCACUCUCACGACGAGUAUUGGCAACAUCACUAUUCCUCAACUAGGAGGCCAGCUGACCCUCAACGGUCGCGAUUCCAAAUUCCACGUUACAGAUUACGAUGUCGGCGGCAUCAACCUGAUCUACUCCUCCGCAGAGAUAUUCACAUGGGCGCGAGGAGCCGGAUCGGCACGUGUGCUAAUUCUCUACGGGGGCGCAGGAGAAACACACGAGUUUGCUGUGUCUAGCCAUCUUGGAAAGCCGACUGUUACCGAAGGGAAAGACAUCUCCAUUGAACGACGCGGGGCUUCUUGGGUUUUACAGUGGCAUGUUACCCCAGACCGACGCAUCGUCCGAGUUGCUGACCUGGAGAUUUACCUACUCUGGCGGAAUGAUGCAUACAACUACUGGGUAAUGGAGCUACCUGCUUCGAGCCCGGUUGGAAAUUUCUCAUCGCCCUCCAAGGACGUGAUAAUUCUCAAGGCCGGAUAUCUUAUCCGUACAGCGGAUCUGAUAGACAAGCAUCUUCGUUUGACCGGUGAUGUGAAUGCGACGACAGAGAUCGAGAUCAUCUCCAGUCCAGCUAAGCAUCUGCAAGGUAUUACGUUCAAUGGAGAAGAGCUGGAAACUUCUCAAGUAUCCAAUGGGAAGAUCUCCGGGACUGUGAAAUACAGCCCUCCUAAGCUUGACAUUCCAGAUUUGUCCAACCUCGAAUGGAAGUUCCUUAAUUCUCUCCCUGAGAUUAUCUCGUCGUACGACGACUCAGCUUGGACUUCGUGUAUACUGAAUUCGACUCACAAUCCGCGGGCAUUGAGCACCCCGACUAGUCUGUACUCCAUGGACUAUGGAUAUCACACUGGGUCUCUGUUUUAUCGCGGUCAUUUCAACGCCAACGGCCAGGAAUCCAACGUGUGGCUGAAUGUAUCGGGUGGCAUAGGCUUCGGGCAUUCCAUCUGGCUGAACAGCACAUUCCUCGGCUCUUGGGCUGGGUCGAGCGCCAACUCCACAAUCGUCCAUAACGUAUCAUUGCCAUCAGCUUUGUCACGAGACACCCCAUACGUGCUAUCCAUUCUGAUUGAUCACAUGGGCCAGGAUGAGGAGGCACCUGGUACUGACGCAAUUAAAUUCCCGAGGGGUAUUCUUAACUUUGGAAUCUCGGGUCGCGACCAAUCCGAUGUCUCGUGGAAGCUGACAGGUAAUCUUGGCGGAGAGCAUUACCAGGAUCUAGUCCGUGGUCCUCUCAAUGAAGGUAGCAUGUAUGCCGAGAGACAAGGAUACCAUUAUCCCAGUCCACCAGAUUCAAAGUGGAAAAAGUCAAGCCCGGUGAAAGACGGCAUGUCACAUGCGGGCGUUGGCUUCUACACGGCAUCUUUCCACCUCGAUAUCUCAAAUGGAUGGGAUGUUCCGAUGAGUAUCGUGUUCCGUAAUUCUUCCCAGGUCAGCUCGGAAGAUGUUCAAAACAACUACAGAUGUCAGCUUUUCAUCAACGGGUACCAAUUCGGGAAGUAUAUAAACAAUCUCGGUCCGCAAAAGGCAUUCCCUGUUCCUGAAGGAAUCCUCAAUCACCAGGGUGAGAAUUUCAUAGCUUUGACUCUUUGGGCACAGGACAGGCUAGGUGCAACGCUGGGAGGAUUGAAAUUAGUGCCCACAUCCGUCAUCAAAUCCGGCUAUAGUAGACCCCAGCCCGCACCCCAGCCUACGUGGGUACAGCGAGAAGGCGCUUACUAG